AUGGCUAUAUCAAUGACUUCCCUGGUGGCCGUUGCCAUCGUGGCUGCGGUGAUAUACAAGGCCAUUAUUUACCCUGCUUUCAUCUCACCGCUGGCUAAGAUUCCAAAUGCUCAUUGGAGUGUGCCUAUUUCUCCGGUGUGGAUGCUAUGGAGGCGUUUUCGGAUGCAGAACAAUCGGACUAUUCAGGCUGCGCAUGAGAGACUUGGACCGAUUGUGAGAUUGGGUCCCUCUGAGAUUUCGAUUAAUUGCGUUGAUGGCGGGAUCAAGUCUGUCUAUACAGGCGGAUUUGAGAAACAUGAAUGGUAUCCGAGAGUUUUUGGGUCGCUGGGCACUGUGAGUAUGUUCACUAUGGUUGGAAGCAAGACCCAUUCCAUCCGAAAGAGGAUGCUAUCCAAUAUCUACUCCAAGUCAACGCUGCAGACAUCUCCCAAUCUACGGGUUGUCUCCAAAGCAGUCAUCCUGGAUCGUCUGCUGCCAAUCCUGCAAGAGGCUGCAGAUUCGGAUAAGCCUCUGGAUGUGCAUGACUUAAACCAGGGAUUGACUAUGGACUUUGUCUCUUGCUACCUCUUUGGUCUGCAGAAUGGCACCAACCACCUCCAAGAUCAUUCAUUUCGGAAGCACUGGCUUCAUAUGUACCUGUGCCGGAAACCAUUCGAGUUCUAUCACCAGGAGAUGCCGUACCUGAAUGGAUGGAUGAAGUGUCUGGGUCUGCGUGUCAUCCCCAAAUACUGCGACUCAGCCAACGACAUGCUCGACGCCUGGGCUCUAGAUCUCUGCGGCAAAGCAGAACAAUCAAUGAACUCGACCGAUCCAUCCGUGGAACCCAUUGUCUACAAACAACUAAAGCAGAGCUUGGAUAAACAAGCUGCCAAGGAAGGCGUCAAGCCAGACCGGGCCCAGCAGUUGAACGAAAUCGCGUGCGAGAUGUACGACCAACUCACCGCGGGCUUUGAAACCAGCGCUGUGGGGCUGACAUACCUCCUCUGGCAACUAUCCCGACACCCAGAGAUCCAAGAACAACUCCGCGAGGAACUGCUCACUCUAGACUCUCCGAUUCUCUUCCCGGAGUCCUCGGAAUUGCCACCUGCAAAGUCCAUUGAUAACUUGCCCUUGCUGGAAGCCAUCGUCACGGAGACACUCCGUCUUCACGCUCCGAUUCCGGGUAUUCAACCUCGAGUCACGCCCGAGCCCUCGUGCAGUCUGGCUGGUUACGAUAAUAUCCCUGGAAACAUUCGCGUCAAUGCGCAGGCUUACUCGCUGCAUCGUAAUCCGCAGGUCUUCCCGGAUCCGGAGUCAUGGCAGCCGAAGCGCUGGCUUAAAGAGGAGAAUUCGUUGGAAGAGCUUGAAGAGCGACGACGGUGGUUCUGGGCGUUUGGAAGUGGAGGGCGGAUGUGUGUGGGAAGUAAUCUCGCGCUUCAAGAAACGAAACUCGUCGCCGCGGCAAUUUACUCUAACUUCCGCACGACCAUCGUCAACGAUGAUGAUAUCGAAGCUAUUGAUGCUUACACCGUUCACCCCCGAGGAGAGAAACUAAUCCUGAAGUUCCAGAAAGUCUAG
Penicillium subrubescens is the source of this 1557-nucleotide messenger RNA. RefSeq names its product cytochrome P450. Gene Ontology annotation, molecular function: heme binding; iron ion binding; oxidoreductase activity, acting on paired donors, with incorporation or reduction of molecular oxygen. The record is from RefSeq and is a predicted model, not a curated record. The transcript has 3 exons. Lineage: Eukaryota; Fungi; Ascomycota; Eurotiomycetes; Eurotiales; Aspergillaceae. The coding region runs from base 1 to 1557 and encodes 518 amino acids.